Molecule: messenger RNA, 1167 nt
Organism: Trachymyrmex septentrionalis
Lineage: Eukaryota; Metazoa; Arthropoda; Insecta; Hymenoptera; Formicidae
Exons: 1
Coding region: 1-1167 (388 amino acids)
Source: RefSeq, a predicted model, not a curated record
AUGUGUUACGCGGAUGACACUCUGUUGGUGGCACGUGCUGAUACCUUUGGGGAGGCACGCUUGAGAGCGGAGGUAGGGGUCACCUUUCUGAUCCGCGCUAUUGAACGUCUUGGGCUGAGGGUCUCGGUUGCCAAGCCCGAGGCCGUGGCUUUUUCAGUUGAGGGGACGCCGGCUGGUGCGGUUACUGGGAUCGGGGGGGCGGUGGUUCCGAUUGGUUCCGCCGUGAAAUACCUGGGUCUAACCCUGGAUUCGCGGUGGAACUUUCGGGAUCACUUCCGCCUCCUUCUUCCCAAGGCCUGGGGCAUGGCCAUGGCUCUGGCGCGACUUACCGCCAAUAUCGGCGGUCCUGCUGAGAGACGGCGUCGGUUGUAUGCGACAACGGUGAUGUCGGUAGUGCUAUACGGUGCCCCGAUUUGGGCGCAAACGGUGGCCAGCGAUCGCGGGAUCCUGAGGGAUGUGCGAAGGCUGCAGCGGCAGCUUGCGCUCAGGAUCAUUAGGGGAUAUCGUACCGUUUCCCACGAGGCUGCGUCUGUCCUCUCGGGAAUGGUGCCAUUCGAUAUAGUCGCAAACAGGCUGAGGAGGUCAUACCUUCGUCGGCGAGAUGUUAUCCGUCGAAGCGGGACUAUCGAGCCUCGGAUGACCUUGAUGUUGACCGAGGUGGAGCGACGUCGCUCUAUUUUAAGAUGGCGGGAGCGUAUGAUCGAGCUGCCUCCGGAUCGACCCGGGGCGAUCGUUAGGGGCGCCUUUGUGGAGGACCUGGAGAACUGGGUGGGGAGGGCGCACGGUGACCUCACUUACCGCAUUACUCAGGUCUUGACGGGACACGGGGUCAUCGAGUCCUAUCUCUAUAGGAUUGGAUGGCGGGAGUCCCCGAUUUGCCUGUUUUGCAGAGCGGCGGUGGAUACAGCGGCGCACACUCUCCUGUUCUGUCCAGCCUGGGUGGAGCAGAGGAGGGGGUUGCUGGAACACGUGGGGGUAUGCAGGACUCUCCGGGCGGUGGUGAGGGCCAUCGUGCGAUCCUCCGAUGCGUGGUCGAUCUUCGCGGAGUUCUGCGAAGUAGUGAUGCGGCGGAAGGAGGAGGACGAGCGGGCUCGUGAACGGGGACUCGGUCCUCCGGGGGGUCCGCUCGUCCCUCUUCCCAACGUGCACAGUUCCGACGAGGAAUAG